Messenger RNA from Chaetomium globosum CBS 148.51, 2472 nucleotides. RefSeq lists its product as uncharacterized. Gene Ontology annotation, molecular function: metal ion binding; RNA binding. Gene Ontology annotation, cellular component: nucleus. The record is from RefSeq and is a predicted model, not a curated record. The transcript is spliced from 5 exons. Lineage: Eukaryota; Fungi; Ascomycota; Sordariomycetes; Sordariales; Chaetomiaceae. Gene Ontology annotation, biological process: mRNA processing. The coding region runs from base 1 to 2472 and encodes 823 amino acids.
AUGCUAUUCCCCGAGGAGCACACUGCUCAUUUGAAGACAUGGAUCGUUACACGACUCGAGAAUACAUCUGAUGCCGAUCCCGACGUACUCGCCGACUAUGUCCUAGCUCUCUUACGCCACGAUGGUGACAUCAACGGCGUGCGCAGGCUCUGCGAGGAGGAAAUGCCAGAUUUCCUCAAAGAAGACUCGCCCGUUUUUGUAAAUGACGUCUUUGAAGCACUCGCCUACCGAUCCUACCUCCCCGGCGCCCCUCCCCCGCCUCCGAAGCACGCUGCACUGCCGGCCCCCACCGCUGCUGGCCAAUUCCCCCCGAGCUUGUACUACGAUGACGAUCAGAUGACCGCAGCCCCGGCGUACUCGGCGCGCUUUCAGAAUGGGUCGAGGAAGCGAGCGUACAACGAUUGGGACGACCCAAUGGCGCAGAGCGGGAGGGAUGCUGGGUUUGGUGGGAGGGCGUUCAAGCAACCUCGCCGAGGAGCUCGAGGGCCGCGAUCUGAUGAUCCGAAUACCUUCGGAGGCGGCCCGCCAGGAAUGCCUCCUUACCCUAUACCGGGACAGUUACCACCGCAGGGCCCUCCCGGCCCGGCAACAGUUGGGUAUUUCGACCCCAAGGGCGCGAUGGAUGCUAUGUUCGGAAUGAACUUGGCCGCCGGCCAUCCGAUGCCGGAACUGUUGCGAGGCCAAUUCCCCGCCAAGAAGAGAAAGAAGUGCCGCGAUUGGGAGAAGAAGGGAUAUUGCCCUCGUGGGACGAACUGUAUGUUUGCGCAUAGCAACGAUCCCGGCUACCCUCCUUUGCCCGGGUCCCAGUUCGGCGGCAUGCAGGGGCUGUCACAACCUCCGCCGGUAGAAGGUAUGGCAGGAAUUCCCGUGAUUUGGGGCGCGAAGCCUGCUGACCAGCUCGCAGAGUACGACCCUGCUAACGCUCUUAUGCCCGACCUUUUCAACGGACCAGGUCCGUUUCAGGGGCAGCCACCCAUCCUCGAUUUCAACCAACCACCAAGACACAAGGGCGGCAAGCAUCAGAACCGCCCGAGGCGGGGUGAGAGAGCGCCAUUCUCGGCGGAUGGACCGAUUUUCGACCGGACAAAGUCGACGAUAGUGGUAGAAAACAUCCCGGAGCAGAAUUUUACUGAAGACCAGGUCAAGAACUUCUUCUCUCAGUUCGGCAACAUUCAGGAAAUCUCUAUGCAGCCAUACAAGAGGCUAGCUGUUAUCAAGUUCGACAACUGGAACGCCGCCAACGCAGCCUACCAAUCACCGAAGGUCAUGUUUGAUAACCGGUUUGUUAAGGUCUUCUGGUACAAAGAUGAGGGGUCGAAACAAUCGGCCUCGACACCCUUCGCGGGAGGUGCGCCAGGCGCGAAGAAGCCACGGCACACGCAUGGCUUAUCCACGGCUGACGGUCACGAUGCUGGUUCUCAGCCAGAGAUGGACAUGGAGGAGUUCGCUAGGCAGCAAGAAGAGAAGCAAAAAGCGUUCUUGGAGAAGACCAAGAAGAGAGAGGAACUAGAGCGCCAGCGCGAGGAGCUCGAGAAGCGUCAGAAGGAGCUUGUCGCGAAGCAGCUGAAGGAGAAGGCAAAACUGGACGCCAAACUCGGGGGUCACAACGGUGUCAAAUCGGAAGAUGGCGAAAGUGACUCGAACAAACCCAUGAGCCAGAGUGAAGCCCUCCGAGCGCAACUAGCCGCGUUGGAGGCGGAGGCACGGCAGAUGGGGCUCGAUCCGGACGUUAUUGACGCACCAGCACCAUGGCCCCCUAGGGGUGGUUACGGACGGGGUAGAGGCAGUUGGCGAGGAUCAUCAUCUCCAUACACGCCGCGGGGGUCGCACCGGGGCAGCUACCGCGGCCGGACUAACGUCCAUGCUGCAUAUGCCGCCUAUUCGCUCGAUAACCGCCCCAAAAAAGUAGUCCUCACCGGAAUGGAUUUUACUGCGUCCGAUAAGGAUGAGACGCUGCGGCAGUACCUUUUCGGCAUCGGCGAGUUCACCGACAUCCAAACCACCCCCACCUCCGCCGAGAUUACCUUCAAAGACCGCAAAACCGCCGAGAAAUUCUUCAACUCAGUCCUCCUCGCCAACAAAGAAAUCCCCGGCCUUGACGCCCCCUCCCUGGACCUCGCCUGGGCCGGCGCCAACGGCUCGUCCGCUCCCGGCUCCCCGGGUACAACCCAAGGCAAGAUCGGCGGCAACGCGAACAGCAAACGCGAUAAAACGACAACGACAAUCUUUAAUGGUCACGGCCAAGACCACGAGAGUGAUGAUGGGGACGGGGACGAGGACGAGGACGCGGCGGGUGCGACAGCAGGGAUCGAUAGCAGCGAUAAGGACGUGCACAUUCUGCUGGAGCGGCCGCCGGGUGACGACGACGACGACGAUCAACACCACCACCAUCACCACCACCACAGCACCCAGCAGCAGCAGCGGGAUCAGAUGGACUAUGAGGUAGCGGACGAGGAGCAGUGGGGGUAUUAG